AUGACUCGAUUGCAGACCAGCUUCCAUCAUGCUCCAUCGGCAAUUGGCACCCCCAUCUCAAAGACAUUUAUGAGUCUUCGGAAUGCCUCGUUCCCCCUAGAAGAUCCGCCAGAAGAUCUCUAUGAUGACAUUGCAACCAUUGAUGCAUAUCUCAAUGGAGAGGUUCAAGUAGAAGUCGAGCGAAUCAAUCGCUCAGACGACGGCCGCCACAAAGUGCAGUUCGUAAUGACAAUCAGUUGCAGUGUGGGUGUCAGAACUUCUUCGGACGGCCAUGGCGCGCUAUGCGCUCGAUUUAGAAUUGCAGAUACCGACUCUAAUAGUGUUGUGCCGUGGGACCGCUUGGCUGGUCAAGAUCCUUUGUCCGACGAGGCUGUUCAAAUUUCUCGCACUUGGUUAAAGACCUGUAACGAUAACCACAAGUCUUGUGUUGCAGAGUCUGCUCAGCUGCCAGCUCGUUUCUUGGACAUAUCCGACGAUGCUGAUGCUACCCAUGUUUUCCUUAAAGAGUUGCGGGACUUUGACCACAACACAGAUAGUCGCUAUGUUGCUCUCAGCCAUUGCUGGGGCACAGGCCCGAAUCUGUGUACAACUCGGUCAACCUUGCAAAAGCACAAGCAUGGAAUCAAGGUAUCCGAACUGCCACCGACAUUCAGGGAUGCUGUGAAUGUUGCGAGAAACCUGAGCGUGCGAUAUCUCUGGAUCGACUCUCUGUGUAUAGUCCAGGAUGACCCGCAUGACUGGCAGAUAGAAUCAGCCAAGAUGGCUUCAAUAUAUCGAGACGCCUAUUUCGUCCUUGGUGCUGCCUGCGGCGAGUCUGACGCUCAGGGCUUUCUUCACUCACGCCAUUGGCAGGAUGUGGUUACGCUUACACCGUUGGACCAAGGGACGACUUUGGCAUUACAACUCCUACCCCCAGAGACGGAUGAAGAUCACGUCGAUACGGUUUCCCAGGAACCUCUGAGUAAGCGCGCUUGGUGCUUGCAGGAGAGAUACCUGCCUCGAAGAAUGCUGUUGUAUGGAUCCCAACAAAUCCUGUGGGAAUGCCAAAAGAUGAGCGCGAGCGAAGAGGGCGACAUAAGGCUGCAUGACGGUAGCCAUCUAGAGCGGAUCUGCAAGACGGCGAAUAUUCCGGCGUCUGUCCUUGCACGUACGUGUAGGGAGCGCUAUGUAGGAGACAAGGAUGUGAAUUAUAUCGACUGGUAUAAAAUGGUUGAAGACUAUACCGGACGAUUCAUCACCAAAUCUUCUGAUCGGCUGCCUGCGCUAAGUGGCUUGGCUAAGGCUGUAUCUCAAUCAUCCAAAGAUGACUAUCUCGCUAGUCUAUGGAAGAAUAGCCUAAUCGAGGGUCUGACUUGGUGCGGGAGUCAAGGAGCCGAAAAGUUAGAAGAACCCAGAGAGUACAUCUCUCCGUCAUGGUCCUGGGCAUCCGUCACUGGAACAGUUCGGUUUCCUAUAUACAGCUGGUAUGAGCGAGCCCGCUGGUCAGCCAACAUGUCUGAUUUUGAGCCACUAGCUGAAUACGUGAGCCAUUCGUUAGACCUUCUGGACUUGGACCAACACGGACGUCUCAAGGGAGGAUGGUUACGGAUCAAUGCGCCCCUGUUUCCAAUCACAUCUCUAGAGCCUCGCGAGAGCUCACCACCAGAUCUCGUUUUAUACUUUGGAGGCGGAUUCGACAAACCGCACGACGAAAACGUCUCCCUCGACCAACUCUUCGUCGUCUUCUUAACUCGGCUACCAUUGAUCCUUGAAAACGGCUUCAUGGAACACCGAUUCGGCCUCAUUGUCGAGAAGACGGGAGACGGCGAGCAGUACCGGCGCGUUGGCUUCGUUGACGGGCUUGUUCUACGGAAAGUGUAUACUCCUUUGAAGAAGUGGGCUUUGAAAAUUGCAGGGGAUCCUGACGCAGAGGCAUAUGGAGUUGCGGGAUUCCGACGGCCUUUGCAGGAGGGAGAUAUGCAUAAUCUGGACGAACGUCCAAACAGACUAGCAUACGAUGCGUUGUGGGUUCGGGGAGCCGAUAUUACUCUAGUGUAAUGGGACUAUCAGUCCUUUUGUUGGAUCCGUCUAAUAAACAGCACUUGAAUGUUACAAAACUGGGCAAGUCGUUUGACUAGAUAAGCAAAACGUACUACUUGUGUUAAACAGCACUAUUAAGUAACUCUCAG
Messenger RNA from Trichoderma harzianum CBS 226.95, 2168 nucleotides. RefSeq lists its product as hypothetical. The record is from RefSeq and is a predicted model, not a curated record. The transcript has 4 exons. NCBI's taxonomy places the organism in Eukaryota, Fungi, Ascomycota, Sordariomycetes, Hypocreales, Hypocreaceae. The coding region runs from base 1 to 2037 and encodes 678 amino acids.